UAGGAGUUGAACUAAACUGAACUGAGCUGAAAUGAAUUUCAACAUAUUAAGGGAAUAUACAAUUACAAUAACUCUGUACGGAGUACAUUUUCAUUUGUAAUCCGCGCUUUAAAAAAAAUCGAAUUUUUUAUUCUUCCCUCUAAAAAAUCACCUCAAAAAUUUGAACCAAAACAACCCUACUAAUCUUCUUGCUACCUCUUUCUCUCUCAAUCUCUCUCCUCUUUAUCAAUCAUCUCUGCCCAAAAUCAAUUUGAUGAUUGGUAAAAAGCGUCCAAGUGUUUCUUUGAGUUCUACUCCCGAUAAUAAUCAUGAUAAAUUAUCGGUUUCGAAGACGGUGAAGAGCCAAAAACCAUUUCCGUUUCCGGGAAAGGAAAACAUUUCCCCAUCCUUAACGACUUGUAAGGGGAUAGCUGAAUUCAGUGAGGCAUUUUAUCGAACACAAGGCGGGUGUUGUCCUUCAUUGGAUAUUCAGAGUGAACCUAUUUCGAAUUCUGGAGAAACUGAUUCAAGUACUCAAUGGUUGGAUUCCUGCUUCGGUAGCAGUCUUGAUGAGUUGGAUUCAGUGAUACUCGAAAAUUCCGAUUACCCUUGCAAAUCUCCUUGUCAACUUAGUAGUCCUGAUCAUGGUAGUGGUGAGCAUGUUUCUGUCAAAUCUCAUUCUAUUGAGUCCAGGUUGUUGUCCUCCUCAUCGUUGUCUGGUAGAAAUGGAGAUGGGCAUGGACAAAAUAUUGGUGGCUGUGAUGAUGAGGACGACGAGGACUUUGAAUCUAACACCCAAUUUGGUGUGUUAAUGAGGUUGUGCUCUGAAGAAGAUGAUUUUAACCCUCAUGAUCCUGAGCCUGAAUUGGUGUGUCCCUUGUGUGGGGUUGACAUUUCGCAAUGGGAUGAAGAAUCUAGGCAAUGUCACGCUAAUGGUUGUCUUGACAAUUUUGUCACACCAAAGGAAAAUUCUCCAGGUGUUGCAAAGAAACAAUCUUCACAAUGUUCUGACAAGCCUUCUGUUCAAUCUCCCGAACAAGCCCCCGAACAAGCCACUGCUGUGGCUUCAGUCAUAAAAUGGCUACACAGUCUGGAUCUUUCCAAAUAUGAAGCAGCUUUCAUUCAACAUGAAAUCGACUGGGAAUCCCUGCAAUGGCUAACUGAGGAGGAUCUUAUCACUAUAGGUAUAAAUGCACUUGGCCCCAGAAAGAAGAUUCUGCAGAGUCUCAAACAUCUCAGGAAAGACAAUGGUCCUGAAGAACAGGGAAAUGGCGAUUCUGAAUGUUUGGUUGAUGUGACUAAGAAGCCAACCAUGAACAAGCUGAUUACAGAAUAUUUUUCAAGUCCUUCUGGGGUGAAGAAAAAAUUGCCAAAGUCAAGACAGCAGAUGGAGACAGCUAAAUCAGUCCCUCGACAGAAGAAGAUUCCAGCUAAGAGUGGCCCCAAGGGAAAAAAUAAGGUUGUUCCUCCAUGGUGUUGUAUUCCAGGAACACCAUUUCGAGUGGACGCAUUUCGGAACCUUCGAAGUGAAUGUUCUCAUUGGUUUCUAACACAUUUUCACUUAGACCAUUACCAAGGGCUGACAAAAUCCUUUUCUUAUGGAAAAAUUUAUUGCUCCAUGAUAACGGCAAAGCUCGUAAAUGCAAAAAUUGGGAUUCCAUGGGACAAAUUGCAGGUCAUGCCCCUAAACCAGAAAAUAAGUGUUGCCGGAAUCAAUGUCACUUGUUAUGAUGCAAAUCACUGCCCAGGCUCCAUAAUUAUACUCUUUGAGCCCCCUAAUGGUAAGGCAGUUUUGCACACUGGUGAUUUUCGGUUCAAUGAGGAAAUGGCAAAGAGUGCUUCUCAGUUAGGAUGUCAUAUUGAUACCCUUAUUCUUGAUACAACAUACUGUGAUCCCCAGUACAAUUUUCCAAAGCAGGAGGUGGUUGUGCAGUUCAUCAUUGAAGCAAUUCAAGCUGAGUCUUUCAACUCCAAAACCCUGUUUCUAAUUGGCAGUUAUACAAUUGGGAAGGAGAGAGUCUUUUUAGAAGCAGCUCGUGUCCUGCGCAAGAAGAUCUAUGUUCCUGCUGCAAAACUUCGUCUCUUGGAGUGUUUGGAGCUGCCAGCAGAAGAUAUGCAGUGGUUUACACUAAAUGAUCGUGAGAGCAACAUACAUGUUGUACCUAUGUGGACAAUUGCAAGCUUCAAACGGUUGAAACAACUUUCAUGUCAAUAUGCAGAAAGGUUCAGUCUAAUAGUUGCUUUUUCUCCCACUGGUUGGACUUUUGGUAAAGGGAAGAAAACUGCAGGACGUGCAGGGAGAAGGUGGCAGCAGGGUACUAUUAUAAGGUAUGAAGUACCUUAUAGUGAGCAUUGCAGCUUUGAAGAAUUAAGGGAGUUUGUGAAGCUAACUUCUCCAGUCAAAAUAAUACCUAGUGUCAACAAUGAGAGUGAAGCCUCUAGUAAUGCGAUGAUUGAGCUCUUACUGUCGUCAUCAGACGAUGAUCCAGAAAAUUAACAAGCAGAUCUAAUUGUAUGUAAAGUGAACCAGUAGCAUGAAUGAUUGUCUUACAGGCUGAUUAAGUUGAUAUUUUGGGUAUAUCAGGCUUAUGUGGUGGCAAGAGAACUCUGUAGUCUCUGGGAUAUGUUAUCGGUUGGCAGAAUCAAUUGCUCGUCAAUGUUUGCCUGUUCUGAAGGUCAUGAAUGGGGGCAGGUGCAAAACAGUUGCAUACAAGGUGUGGCCACUUUGCAAGAUUAGAUUUGUUGCUCUCAUCCUUUGUUGCAUGUUAUCAGCGGAAUUUUCAGGGCGUUGUAAUAUAACAAAAGAUUGGCCUAGUUGUUUUAUAAGGGUGAAAAUUGAAAUAAAUUUUCAAUGUAAUGGAUGUAGAGGAUAUGUCAUGUGAUUUCCUUGGAAAUGAACGUGAAAAACUAAGUGUAUGUAAUUUUGUAUCUCUGGAUUUAUCCAAUCAAGUAAUGGAAAUGAUUCGACAGUUCUGGA
Molecule: messenger RNA, 2956 nt
Organism: Chenopodium quinoa (quinoa)
Lineage: Eukaryota; Viridiplantae; Streptophyta; Magnoliopsida; Caryophyllales; Amaranthaceae
Product: DNA cross-link repair protein SNM1-like
Exons: 11
Coding region: 254-2476 (740 amino acids)
Biological process (GO): protection from non-homologous end joining at telomere; double-strand break repair via nonhomologous end joining; interstrand cross-link repair
Molecular function (GO): 5'-3' DNA exonuclease activity; damaged DNA binding; protein binding
Source: RefSeq, a predicted model, not a curated record